Kalmanozyma brasiliensis GHG001 is the source of this 1149-nucleotide messenger RNA. Its product is annotated as Alcohol dehydrogenase GroES-like protein. The record is from RefSeq and is a predicted model, not a curated record. Gene Ontology annotation, biological process: D-sorbitol catabolic process. NCBI's taxonomy places the organism in Eukaryota, Fungi, Basidiomycota, Ustilaginomycetes, Ustilaginales. The transcript is spliced from 2 exons. The coding region runs from base 1 to 1149 and encodes 382 amino acids. Gene Ontology annotation, molecular function: L-iditol 2-dehydrogenase (NAD+) activity; zinc ion binding.
AUGGCUCCAGUCGCAGACACCAAGCACUCUGCCGAGCUCUCGCAGCUCAAGGACAACCUUACCUUGAUGGCCACCUCCAAAAAGGAGCUCGAGCUGAUCAAGUCGGCCCCUCAGGCCCCUGGUCCGGGUAUGGCUCUCGUCCACGUCCGCGCGACGGGCGUGUGUGGCUCCGACGUUCACUUCUGGAAGCACGCCGGCCUGGGACCUUGGAAGAUCACCUCCCAGUGCGCCCUCGGUCACGAAUCUGGCGGUAUCGUCAUCGCCGUCGGUCCUGAUGUCACCAACGUCCGUCCCGGUGAUCGAGUCGCCAUCGAACCGGGCGUCCCCUGCUUCACCGCCACCUGCGACUUCUGUCGCACCGGCAAAUACAACCUUUGCCCCACGGUCGACUUCUACUCCGUCCCACCCAAGGAUGGCACGCUGAAGAGGUAUCACGAGCAUCCCGCGGGAUGGCUGCACAAGGUACCGGACAACAUGUCGUACGAGGAGAUUGCGCUGUUGGAGCCGCUCAGUGUCACAUUGCAGGCGACCUUGCAGGCGGAGAUCUCGUUGGGUACGCCGGUGCUGAUCACGGGUGCAGGACCGAUUGGGAUUGUCCAACUGCUGUGUGCCAGUGCUGCGGGGGCUACGCCGAUUGUCAUCACCGAUGUCGUCCAAGACAGGUUGGAUUUCGCUAAGAAGAUUUGCCCAGGCACCCACACCUACCAGGUCAACACCUCCCUGUCGGCGUUGGAAAACGCCACCGAGAUCUGCAAAGUCUUCUCUCGUGCAACCGGCAAGCACCUCGCCGAAGGAGAAAAGGACGUCCAACCCGCAAUCACGAUGGAGUGCACCGGAAUCGAGAGCUCCGUCCAAACCGCCGCUUACGCUACCGCCCCCAGCGGAUUGGUAUUCGUCAUUGGGGUGGGGGCAAACUUCCAACAGAUCCCCUUCAUGCAUCUUAGCACCAACGAGAUCACCCUGAAAUUCCUCUUCAGGUACAGGGACACUUGGCCAAGGGCGAUUAGGUUGGUCAGCAGCGGUAAGAUCGACGUCAAACAGAUUGUUACGAGUCGCUUCCCGUUGGAGAAGGCCAAGGAGGCCGUGGAGCACGCCGCGGACAGGUCCAAGUUCAGUGUCAAGACCAUCAUCUACGAUGACCAGGAGUAA